Salvia miltiorrhiza (redroot sage) is the source of this 1959-nucleotide messenger RNA. RefSeq names its product GRAS family protein RAD1-like. Gene Ontology annotation, molecular function: DNA-binding transcription factor activity; sequence-specific DNA binding. Gene Ontology annotation, cellular component: nucleus. Gene Ontology annotation, biological process: regulation of DNA-templated transcription. Bases 263 to 1759 code for a protein of 498 amino acids. The transcript has a single exon. NCBI's taxonomy places the organism in Eukaryota, Viridiplantae, Streptophyta, Magnoliopsida, Lamiales, Lamiaceae. The record is from RefSeq and is a predicted model, not a curated record.
UGUAAUAAUAAAUGCCAUACUAACAAUAAUGCAAUAAUUAAACAAUAUGAAUUGAAUAAAUACCACUCCACGUAUAGACUAUUGUGAUUCGAAGAAACCUAAAUAGUCUUGGCAAUUGUUUUAUGACACAAUCAAAAAUCUUCCGAAAGAAGGUUAAUAUCCUUCCCUAACUAAGACAUACAUAUUAACUUGCUCCAACCAUUCAUCUCUCACUCUCCAAAUUCCCACAAAAAUCCCAAAGCAGCCGGAACUCAUAAACACGAUGAACGGAUGGGUCGCGGCCGUCACACACCAAGACUCCGCCAUCCGUCAGUUCUGCGCCGCGCGCAUGGAGGAGCAAGAACAAGGCAGAGAAUGGGAGCACGACGACCUCGGCCUCCACGAGAUAUGGUCGUCUCUCGAUUUCACCAACGACACGCCGCCACUCGAUGUCGACCAAUUCGUCGACACUUUCUUCAACGCCGAAUACUACGACAACGAUCACCUCCAACAACAACAACUUUCAAAUAUAGACGACGAUGGUCGCGUAUACGUGGAAGCAAACACCGCAACAAUGAUGAAUGUCGCCGCCAACGUUAACGGCGUGGAUGAGGGGCUUCAGCUAGUGCAUUUGCUACUCGCGUGCGCCGAGGCAGUCGGCUGCAGAGACGCUCAACUCGCCCACUCCAUACUCAACCAAAUCUGGCCUUGCGUCAACCCAUGGGGCGACUCGCUGCAGCGAGUCUCGCACUGCUUCGCCAUGGGCUUGAAAUCUAGGUUAUCGCUUCUUCAAAAUGUCAAUCCAAACGGCUCCUUUUCUAGCAACAACAUCGAUGCAUCCACGAUCACGAGGGAGGAAAGGAAUGAAGCUUUCGCCUUGCUUCACAAAACGACGCCGUACAUCGCGUUCGGCUUCGUUGCCGCGAACGACGCCAUAUGCCAAGCGGCGAAGGGGGAGGAAUCGCUGCACAUCAUCGAUCUAGGAAUGGAGCAUAAUCUCCAAUGGCCGUCGAUGGUGAAGACGCUGUCGACUCGACCCGAAGGCCCCCCUAAACACGUGCGCAUCACCGGCGUGAUCGGCGAUUUGGACGCGGCGGAGCUAGAAGGCAGCAUGAGGAUACUAUGCAAGGAAGCUGCAGCAGUCGGCAUUUCUUUGGAGUAUAGUUUUGUGAGGGAGCAAGUGUCGGCAUCGACGCUCACUCGAGAAAAGCUCGGGAUGGAGGAGGCGGCGGUGUUCGUGAACAGCGUAAUGCAGCUGCACAGGCACGUGAGGGAGAGCAGAGGAUCAUUGAAGAAGAUUCUCCAAUCGAUCAAGAAAUUAGGUCCGAAGGUGGUGACGGUGGUGGAGCAGGACGCUAACCACAACGGGCCUUUUUUUCUGGGGAGAUUCUUGGAGUCGCUGCACUACUACUCCGCCGUGUUCGACUCGCUAGAUUCGAGCCUGCCGAGGGGAAGCGGCGAGCGAAUGAAGAUAGAGAGGUGGCAUCUGGCGGAGGAGAUCUGCAACGUGGUGGCGUGCGAGGGGGACGAUCGGGUGGAGCGGCAUGAGAGGGCGGAUCAGUGGCGGCGGCAGUUGGGGCGGGCGGGGUUUCAGGUGAUGAGGUUGAAAUGUUUGGAUGAAGCCAAGGCGGUGGUGAGUGGGUAUGGGUGUGAUGGGUACACGGUGGCGUGUGAGAAGGGCUGCCUUCAGCUUGGCUGGAAAGGGAGGCCAAUCAUGCUGGCUUCCGCCUGGCACCUAAACAAUCUGCCUUCUUCUUCUUCUUCUUCAAAUUUAAUUUGAUUUUAUUUUGUUUUUUUUUUUUUCCUUUUUUGUUUCCGUAGAUAUAAAUUAUACGGUCGACUUCAAUACUUUUUUCUGUUACAUGAUUUUUCAUUUUUUUUAAUUAUCUUGUGCUAUAAAGUUAAUGCAUGUUCCAAGAUAAUAUUGGAAUUGAAUUUGUAUUUUAUUAGAUAUAUAUAGUACUCAUUUUUCGUAGGCUC